AUGACAACGAUGUUCAUCCAACUGCGCCGUGUGGUGUACCUGUUGGUACUUCUGCAGUGUUGUGCGUGUGGGGUGAAUGCCAUCAGCGCGCAGGAAGGGAGGGGAGGUAAUGACGGUGUACCAGAAGUCAACCAUACCCGUGAUGCUGAAGUUGGGGAGGGACGGUUGCAGGAAUUGGUGAACCGGGCUUAUAAAUUAUACUUGCAGGGCAGAGGUUGUGUAGAGGUGUUGAAGAAGGAGACGGCGACAUGCGACGAGAGUAAGGACAUCGCCAAAAAAGCAGCGGAGGCAACAAAGAAGGCCGUUGAUGCUUUAAAGACUGAGCUGGAUGAAGGGAAGAAAAAGGAUAAAGGAAGGAUUACGGAGGAAAAGAUUAAGAAUUUGAAGCUUUUGGUGGAGGAUGCCAGGGGGAAAAUUGCAGAGAGCAAGAAGGUGGUUCAGAAAAAAAAUUCUUUGUUGCGAAGGACAAGAGUCGCAACAACGGCUUGUUGGAUAUCUUACGGCGAUCUAAAUGAUGAGGUGACGAAACUCAAUGAGACCCGAGAUGGGCUAAAGAGUUUGCUGGACGACUACAGGAGGACUGAGAGAGAGGAACUCAUAAAGAACGCCACCCAAACGGGUGGUGAUUUGUUUUGGCUCAUGCAAGAAGUGACGUUGACUCUCAGACGGGGGCGGGAAAAUAAGACUGCGGCUGAAAGAGAGGUAUGGGAGGCGGAUCAAAUUUUCCAAAAGGCGAAGACGACACUCAAGGAGAUCACGGAAGUUGUUAAUAAGGAGGUUCCAGAGCGAGCAGAGGGCCAUAAACUUACGGAGCUUCAGCAGCUUGUAAACGAAAGCGAGGAAGAAUUAAAAAACGUCUCCGUAAUAAGCAGUUCAAUCGCUCAACCGGCGCCAGCAAUACUCCAGGGAGGUGACGCGACUCGAUAUAAGGAAGCUUAUGAGAGGGAGAAGACGCAGGAUCCUGCCACUCACGAGAAGAGAGUCAAUGAAGAGAGAGAAAAGGAGGAAGCUAUGGAAGCGGUGAAGAUGGAGCUGAAGAAGGCGGAGGACGAGGCGGCUCGACUUUUGGCGGAAAAGAUUAUCCGGGAGAAACAGGCCGAGGAGGAAAGGAUCAGAUUGGAGAAACUGGCAGAAGAAAGGAAGAGACAGGAGAAACUGGCUGAGGAAGAAAGGAAGAGACAGGAGAAGCUGGCUGAGGAAGAAAGGAAGAGACAGGAUAAGCUGGCUGAGGAAAAAAGAAAAAAACAGGAGAAACUGGCUGAGGAAGAAAGAAAAAGACAGGAGAAAUUCGCCGAAGAGAAGCUAGGGAAGGCGAAGGAGGAAACGGAACGGGCAGCGAAAAUGGCCAAGAAGAAAGACAGCAGCUACAGUCCUGCAUUGAUGCACAGUCCCUUAUUGCUCCUUCUUGUUCUGACUGUUUUGGGCUGCACUCUCGUUUGCUGA
Messenger RNA from Trypanosoma theileri, 1443 nucleotides. RefSeq lists its product as uncharacterized. The transcript has a single exon. Lineage: Eukaryota; Euglenozoa; Kinetoplastea; Trypanosomatida; Trypanosomatidae. The record is from RefSeq and is a predicted model, not a curated record. Bases 1 to 1443 code for a protein of 480 amino acids.